GUCACUUGUGCGGAAGAGUGCCCGCGGCGAGCGGCGCGUGCGCCCUGCGCAGCGCGCGAUGAGGGAGGCGGGGCCGCCGGCACGCGCCGCCGCCGGUUAAAGGCAACAGAAGUUGAAAACAUUCUCUGAAAACACCCUGCUUGCUCCCCUCUGGGCCUCCCCACCAUCUUCAACAUGGCUGGUGGCAUCACUGACACAGGAGAGCUUUACUCUCCCUAUGUUGGUCUGGUUUACAUGUUCAACCUCAUCGUUGGAACAGGAGCCCUGACCAUGCCAAAGGCCUUUGCAACAGCAGGGUGGCUUGUCAGCCUCGUUCUCCUGAUGUUCCUGGGGUUUAUGAGCUAUAUGACCACGACCUUUGUGGUGGAAGCCAUGGCUGCUGCAAAUGCCCAGCUGAGAUGGAAGAGAGUGGAAAAACACAAGGAGGAUGAUGAGGAUGAGGAUUCUUCCUCUGGAGUAUCUGACAGUGAUGUUCUCAUCCAAGAUGGCUAUGAGCGAGCAGAGACGCGACCUAUCCUGUCAGUGCAGAGACGUGGCUCACCCAGCAUCUUUGAAAUCACUGAGAGGGUGGAAAUGGGCCAGAUGGCAUCCAUGUUCUUCAAUAAAGUGGGUGUCAACCUCUUCUAUUUCUGCAUAAUUAUCUACCUCUACGGGGACCUGGCCAUCUACGCGGCGGCUGUUCCAGUCUCUCUCAUGCAAGUGACCUGCAGUGCCACUGGCAACCAUUCUUGCAGCGUUGGAGAUGGCACAAAGUACAACGACACAGACAAGUGCUGGGGGCCAAUUCGACGGAUUGAUGCCUACAGGCUCUACCUGGCAGCAUUCACUCUCCUCCUGGGUCCUUUCACCUUCUUCAAUGUGCAGAAGACCAAAUAUCUUCAGAUUGUGACAUCCCUCAUGAGAUGGAUAGCUUUCAUCCUCAUGAUUAUUCUGGCCCUCAUCCGCAUCGGCAGAGGCCAGGCUGAAGGUCACCCCUCCAUGGCCCAGCUGUCAGGCAUCCGCAAUCUCUUCGGGGUGUGCGUCUACUCCUUCAUGUGCCAGCACUCCCUGCCCUCCCUGCUCACCCCCAUCUCCAAGAAGCAGCACAUCAGCCGCCUGGUGCUGCUCGACUACAUCCUGAUCCUGGCCUUCUACAGCCUCCUCUCCUUCACCGCCAUUUACUGCUUCCGCAACGACUCGCUGCUGGACAUGUACACGCUCAACUUCACCAGCUGCGACAUCACCGGCCUGGCCUUCAUCCGCUACUUCCUGGGCCUCUUCCCCGUCUUCACCAUCAGCACCAACUUCCCCAUCAUCGCCGUGACCCUCCGCAACAACUGGAAGACCCUGUUCCACCGGGAGGGGGGCACCUACCCCUGGCUGGUGGACAGGGUCGUCUUCCCGGCCAUCACCCUCGCGCCCCCGGUGCUGGUGGCUUUCUGCACCCACGACCUGGAGGCUUUGGUGGGCAUCACGGGAGCCUACGCUGGGAACGGCAUCCAGUACCUCAUCCCGGCCUUCCUGGCCUACUGCAGCCGCAAGGACACCGAGCUGGCGUUCGGCGGCGGGGCGGUUAACAAGCACCGCUCCCCCUUCCGCCACUCCUUCUGGAUCGUCUUUGUGCUCAUCUGGGGCUUCUCCUGCUUUGUGUUUGUGACUGCAAACAUCGUCCUGAGCGAGUCCAAGCUCUGACGCGGGGGCGGCG
Molecule: messenger RNA, 1684 nt
Organism: Dryobates pubescens (Downy woodpecker)
Lineage: Eukaryota; Metazoa; Chordata; Aves; Piciformes; Picidae
Gene: SLC38A12
Product: transmembrane protein 104
Exons: 10
Coding region: 175-1671 (498 amino acids)
Source: RefSeq, a predicted model, not a curated record